AUGCCGCGCGUGCAACUGUUCAUUGACAACGGGGGCUACAGCGUCAAGGCUCUCUACCUUCCCGCCUCGGCCGACACCAGCAACAGGUCGGCAGCGACACAUGCCUCAGCACUCACAAGCAGCUCGACGCAUGGGGAGGCGGCGGCGACGGCCGCUACUGUCGCACCUGCACCCAAGGUGCUUGUCGUGCCGAACUGUGUAGGGGCUGCUGUGUACGCUGGCACAGGUAUCAUGGGUGACCAGCUUGAUCACCUGCCGCACUAUCACGGGCUCAUGGUGCGCCGGCCAGUGGACCGCGGCUUCGUCGUGGAUGGUGGCCUGCAGGCGCGUGUGUGGGAGCACGUGCUCCAGCACUUCUCCAUCGAGUCGGAGGAGGAGGUGGAUGUAUGGCUGGUGGUCCCCUUCGCCGCCCCGAAGGCGGUGGCGCAGCUGCUCUGGCUACUGUGCACACGUAGUUUUCGCUUCGGCUCUGUCACAGUCGUGAGCAGCAGCUUUAUGAGUCUCAUCGCCUACAAGUUUGCGAGGGGCGCAUCGGCCCCUUCCAGCGCUGCCCGCAAGCGUCCCCGCAGCACGGUCGACACCGAUGCGCAAGAGUCGCCCGGCUGCUCUGGCAGCAGCGCCACUGGUGGCGGCAUGGCUAUCAUGGUGGAUGUCGGCUUCUCUGCCACCACCGUCGUCCCUUACGUGAACUACAUCCCUGUGUACAGCUCCGUUGUGCGCCUCGACGUGGGUGGCAAGGUGCUCACUAACCGACUGAAGGAGUACAUCAGCUUUUCGCAGAUGAACGUGAUAGAGGACACAUGGCUCAUCAACCACGUCAAGGAGCAGUGCUGCGUCGUGGCACGGCACCCGCGGCGCAGUCUCCAGCGCUAUGCUGCACUGUGGAAGGGCAGAACCCGGGAUGAGGUGGAGGCGGCUGCGGGUGCAUUGUCGACGCUGCGGAGAGAAGACGGCGGCAGCGGCGACGGGCAAGCAUCCCGAUCCCAGAGGCCCGGCGCACCAGUGGCGGGUGUUUUGACCUCACCAGAUGUACCGAUCCGCUACUACCUACCCACGAUACCGGCUCUCCUCCCCCUCGGUGUGCUAGAGGCGGAGCUGCCGUCGCGCCUGCCAAAGACGAGUGGCGUGGACGCCGCGGCGCUGCAGCACCUCCUGCUCUGUCAGGAGCGCUUCUUGAUUCCGGAGUUGCUCUUCACACCGGCUGAUGUCGGCAUCAACCAGCAAGGUGUGGCCCAGGCCAUCACAGAGGGCAUCUUUCAGCGAGGGCUCCUUCAGCACCUGACGAAGUUGCUCCGGCCACUGCUGCUCCACAAUGUGUGCGUGUACGGCGGUACAGCCUCUCAGCCGAACUUCCGCGAUCGCCUGGAGGCCGAGGUGGCAGCGGUGGCCCCGCAGUCCCCGGAUUGCGACGCAGAUUUGGACUUGAAGGAUAGCAAGCGCAGUAGCAGCAGCAGUCGGCACGGUGCCACGGAAGCCUGCGCAGAUCGUACCACAUGCCUCUCCGCCACCCCGGCGCUGCCGGAGUUUCUCUUGAAGGCCGGUGGCGCCUCCACAGACCUCUCCCUGCAGCCAUUGCUCGGUGCAUGGUGCCUCUUGUCGGCGACGGUGGACAGCGGAAGCAACGGCGGCGCGUCGCAGCGAGAGCUACUUCGACUUCGCGCAUUGGUGCAUGAGCGGUCAGGGAUCGAGUUGCAGCACCCACCAGCAGGCCGAGUGACGGUGGAGACAUUCCAGCACGCACUAGAGCGCAUGUUGUGA
This is a messenger RNA of Leishmania major strain Friedlin, 1758 nucleotides long. RefSeq names its product putative actin-like protein. The transcript has a single exon. Gene Ontology annotation, molecular function: nucleosome binding. Bases 1 to 1758 code for a protein of 585 amino acids. The record is from RefSeq and is a predicted model, not a curated record. Lineage: Eukaryota; Euglenozoa; Kinetoplastea; Trypanosomatida; Trypanosomatidae. Gene Ontology annotation, cellular component: Swr1 complex.